AAACAGCACCAGUCCGCGCCGUAAAACGUAGGGCUUCUCCAUAGAAAUACCCUUUGAAAAUGGAAUUUUCUUGCGUAAUGAACAUUUUGACUUACGUGUCUUGAUAAUCACUCGUUUGUUAAACUUUAUUCUACAACAGAUUUUCAGUUUCUGGAAUACUAUAUGCAACAUCAAGUGCCGUGUACUUCCUAGAUGCGCGAUGGUGCGAUGCUCUCUGCUCAAUUUGUAGCCCGCAGUCUUUUGGUUUUGAAGAGAUGCAUCAGUUUAAACCUUGUCUCUUUCCUCCGGACCUGCACAUUUGUGUACAUAAUGCUUCACUAAGUUAAGGAUGUAUCGUGAGUUUUCAGUUAUUUCGAAGAGUUCUGUCGACAAAUAUUUUUGAAGAUAUUUCUCAGCAAAUGCUUCAACUUCGAUGGCUUGAGUAUUUUGCACUCAUGUAUUUACCCGAGGAGGGAUGUAAGGUAUGGGCCGUCUACCGCCCUCAAAUCACAUGGAGUAACGGCAGACCAAGCGCGGCGAUUCGGGUUGAGGUUUAAGCAGCAGAAACAACUUUCGAGAAAUGCAUCAUCGAGAUUACCAGGCCAUUUUUUGUUGUUGCCUGUCCUAUGCCAUCGAUAACAGAAUUUCAGUAUGAUUGUGGCAUAAACUAUUGCUGGAGACCCUUGUCACAAUUGCCGCCGAAUUGGAUACGGUGGAUGAUAAUUUCCCAAACGGUCCAAUCCUAUGUGUACUGUGUUAGUUUGUUCGAUACGCUGCCUAGUGUCUUCGAGAAAAGCGCAGGAGGAAUGCUGGUCCAACAUCUACUGCCAUUUACUCUAAGUUUAUGGCCUCUACUUUUCGGUCAUUGCCUUCUCUCGCAGGUUUUACUCUCAUGCCAGGGUGAACUCCAGAGGUCAUGCUUGCAGUCGGCAGCAGAGGAAGCCAGCCACCAUUGCCAGUUGGCAUGCCAGUGUAGAGGCUACCCUCCCUUCCCCCCUCCCCCUCCUCCCCCGCCUCCCCCACGACUAAUGGUGGCCACAGUGGUGGACCCCGUGGCUCCCUUGUUGAGGCCGUGGUGGAUGGAGAUGGCGCUGUUGGGAACAGUCGGCUGUGCCUCUGUUGUUCUCCUCCUCUCAGCCGUGAUCAUCUGCUACAAGGCUAUUAAGAGGAAACCGUUACGGAAGGAGGAAAACGGGACAAGUCGAGGGGAGUACGCCAUGAGCAUGCGCAACACGAAGACGACCCUGGGGCCCAACAACACCGUGGUGUAAACAGCCUGCUGGAGCAGAGAGUGCAGGACAUCGCUGAGACCGCCUGCACCCCUAAACGGUCCCGCAAACAGUCCUCUCUCUGUCUCUGACCCGACCAGGGGUCAACCCAUCACUUGUUCUCUUCUCCUGGCCUGGAGAACAUCUGCGGAGGAGGAGGAGUCGUAAAACCGGAGAGACAAUAAAUAGAUUGAUAGAUCUAUAAGUAGAGUUGAAGGAGCUGCAAACUCCACAUGACCUGAGGUACUGGACAUCCUGUUCUUAGGAGGAAGUGGUGUUCGGGAGGGGGGGGGGAGGCAGGAGGAGCAGUGUGCAGGUCUGUUCAUCUCCUGACCUCCUAGAACAGUGUCUAUUCAGCACCUGGAGACGUGAAAGGAGCUGAUUACAUAAGUGCAUGCAGUUAUUAUGGAGAAUGCAACGUCAUUUUAAAAAAAAAUCCUCAAUGUCCAUCUGUCAUGUUUUUAUUUUGGACGCUGGCUUUCUGGAAGAGGCGUUGGCACUGGCUUCAGUUGGGCAUGGGAUGGUUGAUGGCUUUUCAUCUGACUAUGCAAUUCAAAGUCCAGGUUACACCGCUAAUUGACUAAAAGGCAUAGACAUACAGUCCACAGAUUCCUGGCCACGUUUUGUUCUAGCUACUGGAACCAACGUUGGAAGACUGACAUGUGACCUGACAUUUGUCAUCCUUGUCCAUUUACUCGUCUAUUUAUUUAUUCAAUUUUGUGGGACACAUGUUGACUACUAUUUUUACAUGAUUCAACGGGUUCAUUUUGUUAUUGUCAUGGGUCUGCCUCUUAGGUGGAUUAUUUAACCCUAUUUAUGAAUCCUGUCAGCUUGUCAAACGCUGGGGCAGGGGUCGUCCAAAAUGUCGAGUUGAAAAGAGAGGGAACAUUAGUCGUCUGGCUCAUCCUCUCUUCGUUCCUCUGCAAAAUCAGCCACAAAGUCGGGUGUCUGGGAGGGGUGUUUGUGAACGCGCGUUUUCCAGUUGUCAUUUCAGUACAGUACAGCUUCUUUUCCCUCAGAACUUUGAUCUCAGCCGAACGCCCCCUGGAAGUCAGAUCAACACGAUCUUCCACUUUGUCAGUCUCAGGGAGAGGCACAGCAGGACGCUCAGAUGCCACGCUCUGAUGUCAUUUCAUAGUCGUAAUUUGGCCCCCGUCCACCCCAGCCCAUCGCUAUAGAAACAAGGCACAUGAGCCGGAGACAGACGGUCUGAUUGGUGGAGGGCGUGAGGCUUAAGCGUGAGAUCAGGAUGCAGAGGGGACAGCCUUCACAGGGAUGUUCCCUGCAGCCAAAAGCACCUUCCAUCGCCCUGGGAUUCAACACAGCAGAGUGGAUUUAAAACAUCGCUCGGUAUACUGCUUCUUGCUGACAUGAUGUACGCUGUGUGUGUGUGUGUGUUGUACAUGUGCUGGAUGGCUGGGUAAAUCUAUGUUAGUCUAGCUGGAUCUGAAUUCUGGAAACGAACAUGAACUUUGCAUUGAGAAAGGCUCACAGGUGUAACCCUAGUCUGUGCCCAUAAGAUACAUCACAUCUAGAAUGCGACGGGGACUGAUCAUGGAUGCAUGAAUGUAAAUAUUGAUAUUUGAAAAUAUCUGCCUUCUGGACUGUUAAAUUACAUGCAGUGUAUCAGACAAUAUGUUUAUACAUAGUAAAAAUGAAACAAUGUGCUACCAUUUAAGAGUUAAUGUCAUCAUGUUCAUGGAGCAAGCCAUUCAUGUAUAUUCAGCAAAUAUCAGUCAUUGCACAAUGUAUGCAUUAUAUACCAAAAUGAUAUGAAAUUUGCAUAAGCGAAUACAUUUUGCUGACUUUUUCAUUUGUA
Molecule: messenger RNA, 3066 nt
Organism: Osmerus eperlanus (European smelt)
Lineage: Eukaryota; Metazoa; Chordata; Actinopteri; Osmeriformes; Osmeridae
Product: proline-rich membrane anchor 1-like
Exons: 4
Coding region: 606-1250 (214 amino acids)
Source: RefSeq, a predicted model, not a curated record